Acomys russatus (golden spiny mouse) is the source of this 1626-nucleotide messenger RNA. RefSeq names its product homeobox B2 (gene Hoxb2). Gene Ontology annotation, biological process: regulation of DNA-templated transcription. The record is from RefSeq and is a predicted model, not a curated record. The coding region runs from base 16 to 1077 and encodes 353 amino acids. The transcript has 2 exons. NCBI's taxonomy places the organism in Eukaryota, Metazoa, Chordata, Mammalia, Rodentia, Muridae. Gene Ontology annotation, molecular function: DNA-binding transcription factor activity, RNA polymerase II-specific; DNA binding.
CCACCAUUGAAAGCCAUGAAUUUUGAAUUUGAGAGGGAGAUUGGGUUUAUAAACAGCCAGCCAUCGCUCGCCGAGUGCCUGACUUCCUUCCCCGCUGUCUUGGAGACAUUUCAAACUUCAUCAAUCAAGGAGUCGACAUUAAUUCCUCCUCCUCCUCUGGAGCAAACCUUCCCCAGCCUCCAGCCCGGCGCCUCCACCCUCCCGAGACCCGGGAGCCAAAAGCAAGCCGAAGAUGGGCCUGCUCUGCGGCCACGGCAACCACUCCCCGCCGCCCCCGCAGCCCCCGAGUUCCCUUGGAUGAAAGAGAAGAAAUCCGCCAAGAAACCCAGCCAAUCCGCCACUUCCUCUUCUCCAGCCGUCUCCUCGGUCCGGGCCUCCGGGGUCGGUACCCCUUCAGAUGGUCCGGGAUUGCCGGAGAGCGGCGGCGGCUCACGCAGACUGCGCACGGCCUACACCAACACACAGCUGCUGGAGCUGGAGAAGGAGUUCCAUUUCAACAAGUACCUGUGUCGGCCGCGGCGCGUUGAGAUUGCCGCCUUGCUGGACCUCACCGAAAGGCAGGUCAAAGUCUGGUUCCAGAACCGACGAAUGAAACACAAGCGGCAGACGCAGCACCGAGAGCCGCCGGAUGGGGAGCUAAGCGGGCCGAGCGCCACGGACGACGCUGUAGACCCAGCGGAGGAGCCCGCGGUCAGCCCGGGAGGCGCCUCUGCUUCUCACCGACUGCGGGAAACCUGCUUCCUCCCCGCCGAGGCUGCGCAGGUGUCCCGGGGAGCACCGCCACUCCUGCCUCCGGCUACUCCCCUGGAGAGUGUGAACGCACUGAGCCCGGGCUGCAGGGUGCUCAGAGCCGGGGGCCUGCAGCCCGAGCCCCUGCCCGAAGACUCCUGUCCCGAACGGCAGGAUUCGCCUUUCCUGCCCGACCUCAACUUUUUCGCUGCAGACUCCUGCCUCCAGAUGUCCGGGGGCCUUUCUCCCAGCCUGCAGGGCUCGCUGGACAGCCCCGUGCCCUUUUCCGAGGAAGAGCUAGACUUCUUCACCAGCACGCUUUGUGCCAUCGACUUGCAGUUUCCCUAACCGUUUUUUUCCCUCGAUCAUUUCCACCUGGCCCUCCUUGGCUAUUGUGGGGGGCACGGGGGGGUGGGGGAGGGAAGGAAUCGAGCCCUCUCCACCCCUAGUCACAUUUAUGUUUUGUUAAAAUUCAGGUAUUAACGAAUUAGCUCUGAAUCCGCCCCUUUUCACUUUUUAAAACCACACAGAAAAUUCCAUUAGGUAAAACUCCUUCCAACGAAAUCUCAGGAAUAAUUAACUUCUAGCGGGGGAGGGUUUCUUAAAAAGAACUAGACGGACCUAUUUUCCUCUUUUUUUUUUUUAAGUUUUAGAUUGUAGAUUAUUUAUUAAAAUUGUUUAAUAAUAGGAAAGGGGAAAGUAUUUAUUGUACAUUAUUUUCAUAGAGUAAAUAAAUGUCUUUAUAAUAUGAAAACGAGUGUUUGUGCUGGGAUCCAACUCUUUUCCCAAGUCCCUAAGGCCGGUCUUCGCUUUUUCCAGGCCCCAUUUGAGGCUGGUCUGCCUCAAGAGACCUUAGCCCGAGUCCUGGUUCCAUCUCCGGGGCUGGCAAAGUCCGGG